Molecule: messenger RNA, 7328 nt
Organism: Poecilia reticulata (guppy)
Lineage: Eukaryota; Metazoa; Chordata; Actinopteri; Cyprinodontiformes; Poeciliidae
Gene: ksr2
Product: kinase suppressor of ras 2
Biological process (GO): protein phosphorylation; calcium-mediated signaling; Ras protein signal transduction
Cellular component (GO): cytoplasm
Molecular function (GO): protein kinase activity; ATP binding
Source: RefSeq, a predicted model, not a curated record
GGGGGGACAACAUCCAUCGGUCGCUAAACUAUGAACGAGGAGAUGACAAAAAGCGAGGAGCAGCAUCUGAGUUUGCAGAAAGCCUUGCAGCAGUGCGAGUUGGUGCAAAACAUGAUAGACAUAAGCAUUUCCAGUUUGGAGGGUUUACGGACCAAAUGUGCCACAUCCAACGACUUGACACAAAAAGAGAUCCGAACGCUGGAGGGGAAGUUGGUGAAGUACUUCAGCCGCCAGCUGUCCUGCAAGUGCAAAGUGGCCUUAGAGGAGCGCAGUGCAGAGCUGGAAGACUUCCCUCGCCUCGACCACUGGUUCCGCAUUGUCAACUUAAGGAAGGAGGUCGCAGAGGAGAUGAAUGCAGGUGAGGUUAAUCUAGAAGGCCUACUGGAGAUGAGUGAGGAGCAGGUGUGUGAGCUGUUGCAGAAGUUUGGUGCCAACGAAGAAGAAUGUGCCCGACUUAACGCUUCCCUCUCCUGCCUCAGAAAGGCCCACCAACUUGAACAACUUGAGGAGGAUAAAUUGCACAGUAACGGAGGGAGCCAAGCAAAACAGGAGUGGUCCAUCCAGUGGCCCACCUCUGAAUCUGGAAAGGAAAACACUCCAGUGUGCCAGCCAGAGGCCAGUCAGUGGAUUCGUUUCCAGCUCUCCCAAAGCCCCAAAGUUCAGUCCAAGUACAACCAGCACAUGUGCCACAGUCCACAAGCCCUGGCGCCUACUUUCUACGCAGAUCGGCUUACUGUUGAAAACCCCGCCACAGGACUCUUCCCUUCCUUUGACUCUGGUCACCGUUCCCUGCCCCCAUCACCUCGUCAAAGGCAUUUUGGUCACACACCUCCUCGGACUCCUUUGGUGGUCAACACCAUGACUCCACCAGGUACUCCCCCCAUGAGACGAAGGAACAAAGUGAAGGCCCCUGGAACGCCACCGCCGCCAAGCCGCAAGCUCAUCUAUCUGCUGCCUGGCUUCACGGCGUUGCAUCGGAGCAAAUCCCAUGAGUUCCAGCUGGGGAACCGCUUGGAUGACGCUCAAACGCCAAAAGCCAAGAAGAAGACAAAACCCUUGAACCUUAAGAUUCACAGCAGUGUGGGGAGCUGUGAGAAUCUGCCCACGCAGCGGUCACCGCUCCACACCGAGCGAUCUUUGCGAUCCUUCUUCUUUCCGUCUUUCAUCCCUUCCACACCUCCCGUUCAUGCUGAAACACCCUCUGCAAACACUCUUUCAGUGCCUCGCUGGUCCCCACAGAUUCCCCGAAGAGAUUUUGGAAACUCAAUAAAACACCGGUUUUCCACCAAGUACUGGAUGUCCCAGACAUGCAUAGUAUGUGGAAAGGGAAUGUUGUUUGGACUAAAAUGUAAAAACUGCAAGCUGAAGUGCCACAACAAAUGCACCAAAGAAGCCCCACCUUGCCAUUUAUUGAUUAUACAGCGAGGCGGACGAGAAUCCCUCAAAGAUCAACAGGGAACGAUUCAAGUAGCUCGUCUGGUACGGACUGAAUCAGUGCCAUGUGACAUCAACAAUCCGCUCAGGUACACAGACCUGCACAUCAGUCAGACGCUCCCCAAAACCAACAAAAUCAACAAGGAUCAUAUCCCAGUCCCCUACCAACCGGACUCCAGCAGUAAUCCAUCAUCCACCACUUCCUCCACUCCAUCCUCCCCGGCUCCUCCGUUGCCCAGCAGUGCCACUCCGCCAUCACCACUGCAUCCUUCUCCACAGUCGGCGCGGCAACAAAAACAGUUCAACUUGACCGCCUCCAGUUACUUCAAAUACAAGCAGCAAUUCAUCUUCCCUGAUGUUACACCAGAGGCACCUCCCAGUAGAGCACCGCAAGUCAUCCUGCAUCCGGUCCUCUCUGAACAGGGGAAUGAGGGCAACCCCUUACUUCAAAUCGAAGUGGAGCCGACAUCAGAUAAUGAAGAUGCCAACAACGAGGACUCCGGCGAUGAGUUUGAGGAGAUGAAUUUGUCCCUUUUGUCUGCUCGCAACUUCCCACGCAAAGCCAGCCAGACGAGCAUCUUCCUGCAGGAGUGGGACAUCCCCUUUGAGCAGCUGGAGAUUGGAGAGAUGAUCGGCAAAGGGCGCUUCGGCAAGGUGUUCCACGGACGGUGGCACGGAGAGGUCGCCAUCCGACUGAUCGACAUCGAGCGGGACAACGAAGACCAGCUGAAGGCUUUCAAACGGGAGGUGAUGGCGUACCGCAACACUCGCCAUGAGAAUGUGGUGCUGUUCAUGGGGGUGUGCAUGAGCCCACCGCAUCUGGCCAUCAUCACCAGCUUGUGUAAAGGCAGGACACUUUACUCUGUGGUGCGGGAUGCCAAGGUUGUCCUGGACGUUAACAAGACGCGACAGAUUGCACAAGAGAUGGUCAAGGGGAUGGGCUACCUCCACGCUAAGGGGAUUUUACACAAAGACAUGAAGUCCAAGAAUGUGUUUUAUGAUAACGGCAAAGUCGUCAUCACUGACUUUGGACUUUUUACCAUAUCUGGAGUUCUGCAGGCCGGCAGCCGGAGAGAAGACAAACUGAGAAUCCCCAACGGCUGGCUGUGUCACCUGGCCCCAGAAAUUAUUCAGCAGCUUUCUCCAGACACAGAGGAGGACAAGCUUCCUUUCUCCAAACAGUCAGACAUCUUUGCUUUCGGCACCAUCUGGUAUGAGUUACAUGCACGUGAGUGGCCUUACAAGAGUCAGCCAGCGGAGGUGAUCAUAUGGCAGAUUGGAAGUGGCAUGAAGCCGAACCUUGCCCAAACUGGGAUGGGGAAGGAGAUACUGGAUAUUUUGCUGAUGUGCUGGGCGUACAAGCCAGAAGAUCGGCCCAGCUUCUCCAAGCUGGUAGAUUUACUGGAAAAGUUGCCAAAAAGGAACCGCCGCCUUUCCCAUCCAGGGCACUUCUGGAAGUCAGCUGAGCUGUAACGGAGACAUCGAAGGGACUUUGUUCGUCUUCUGCUCUGCUCACAUCUGUCUCACCGCCCACCUGCCUGCCCUGCCACCUGUGCUCUCUUUGCUCCACCUUGCUUCCUCAGCCCCAUCUAUUCCUGCCUGUUCUUCCUGCCACAGUCCAGACACGUACAUACAACUGUACAUGUGGCCUCAUGCCUGAAUGGACCCUUUAGCGGUCAGUACUGGCCCACUUUGCUGGGGUGGGUCAUAAAACAAAACCGCAGACUUUCAAACAGAGAGGCCUUUCUCCACUCUAUGCCUGAAGAUGAUUGUGAUGAUGAUUGUGAAGCUUAGAUCCCAAGAGACACACUCUCAGCAGCUCACCCGCUAAACUGUUAUUGAUAAGAUCUAAUUUAGCAAGUAAUGUAUUUUAUGUUGUUUGAACAUUAUCACAACAUUCAUGGUAAUAACUCCUGUGGUUUAUUAUCAUUUCUAACACAUCAUACAGUGAUGACAAAAUAAUAAACAUAGUUUUCAGUCUUUCUCAGCUCUGAAGGAAUCCUUCCAUCUUUUUUGGUACCUAUGAAUUAACACAUUUAUGAAUUCAUGGUUUUGAUUCUGAGGCAUAGAUCUUAUUCUAAUUUCACCUUCAAGCAGCCUAUAAAGUCUCCACAAAAAUGAGUUUUUCAAACCUUUACAUUUUUUCUUUUUCUGCUUUUUAAAAAUGCUUGUCACAUACAAAGACAUGCAUAUUUGCUCCUUCCGGUUCUCAUAAAAAGUUAUUUAAAGCAUUUUUAAAGACUUUAAAACAUUUUUGACAAGCAAGAAUAUUUAUUAAAAGUACUCAGAUUUGAACAAAACCGCAAUAUUUUCCUUAACAUUAUAAAGUUAGCUGUCAGAAAAAAAAAAAGUAGACACUAUGUCUGCUUGUAUGAGAAGAGAAAUACUUUUUGGUUUCUAAUAAGGUGAGUUUCAGAAAUGUUAUUGUUUUUAAAAUACUAUUAUGAAACAUAGCAUGAGAUCAGUAUGCAGAUCUGGGCCUUUCUGGGCUGAAGCUGCAUUGCUGUGGAUAUAAUGAGUGAGACAUAAUGUUGACCAGGCAGGUGAAUGGAGGUGCGUGCCGCUCUAACUGCAUCUAGUAGAUGUACCUCCUUGAAUAAAAUAGUUAUUUAUGUCGGGUUUUCUACAGGCUAAAAGGAAACAUCGUCUUACAUGUUUUAUUUAUCUUGGGUCUGAUUAUGGAGGCAGCAGCCUAAGCAGGGAGGUUCAGACGUCCUUCUCACCAGCCACUUGGACCAGCUCCUCCUGGGGAAUCCCAGGGUGUGCCCCGGCCAGCUGAGAAACAAAAAACAUAGUUCCUCCUGUGUGUUUUAGGCAUGAUUUAAUUCCACUGAAGUUCAGGGUUCACAGACGACUCCAAGACGAAGCUCACAGCCUUUUUGGAAAAUGGAAAAAAGCUAAACAACCUAUAAAAAUAUAGAUUUCUAACUAGAUAAGGCAGACAAACGCUCACCCUUGUCUGCACAAGUUUGUUAAUCUAAAUGAACAGCCUCUUGUUGACAGCCCCAGGUACCAGAUCAGGUUUGAGGACAAUAUUUCUGACAUGUAGAGGCCUGUUUUCUCCCUAUUAUUGUCUGAAGAAUGCUAACAUUGAAGUGGCCACAUCUUUAUUAUUUCUAUGCGUCUGACAUCAUUAGAAAGCUAAUGAUGUAAUUUUGAGUAAAUCUGCAAUUGACUCAAAAUGCCCCCAGGGAGACUUGUUCCUGGUUUUGUUGUUGCCAAUGAGAAAUCUACUCAUCUUUGUCCAAAAUUAACAAAAAUGUCAAUGCACGUUCAUUUAAUUUGUUCCUUAAUAAAAAAAAAUAAUAAAUUGUGGAAAAAAUUGCUGGGAGAAGACCUUUAACAAUGUGUGCUAAGUAAAAUUUCUUCCAGUGUGCAGUACUUCUACAGUAUAAACAUCUUGGUAUAUCAAGUGGUGUUUUUAAGCUAACAUUAUGACCCCAAUCAGUUAGCCAUAACUAAAGUACAGGGAGACACAGAUUCAAAACAAUUAAAAACUUUCAAUGAGCAAAAAUCAACACAAUAAUCAUCUGUAAAAAAUCACAGCAUAUUUCAGCGAUUCUGCAGUAACAUCUGGAUUAUACGCAUUCACUGAGGGAUUCAAUUAAAGUGCUCAACUCAGCUCGUUUGCCAAUGUCAAAUUAUUCCAAAUUAUUUCCAGUGGUUAAAUUAGUUGAGUAUUAGAAAUUAAGUGUUUACUACCUCAGAUAUUACACUCGGUGUGCUUUUGCUGAAGAUGUAACUAAAUUAAUUACCUUCUGGUUCCAAUCCUGGUGUCAGGAAAAGAUUGUGGUUUUCACAAAGAAAAUGGGUUUCAAAACCUCUUAUGAUUCAUGCCUAUAUUUCUUCUAAAAAAAACACCAACAGAUGUUUUAAAACAGUUGCAUAGUAAUUCUGCCAGCAGACAAUAAAAUAAUGCAUCAAUUGGAGAAACAGAAUAAAUCAACAUAAAAAAAAUAUAUAUAUUUCUUUGACGGUGAAACCUAUUUGCAAAAGGAAAUAAGCACUAGAUGUUAGCCAAAUAACGCUAACCGAAAAUAUUAAUUUAGAAUGUGAGCAUGUCAAAGGCAUUUUUUCCUAAGUGGCCACUAAUCAGCUGCAUUUGCGCUGUUGAGAGUUAAGUGCCUUACUUAGGGUCAUUUCAGCAACUAAGGUCGUAAAAACAAAACAUUUUUUUUUUACACACAGACACCAAGAUUUUCACUAGUUAUGACUAAAUACGUGCACAUUAGAACAUUUUAACUGGAGAACAUUUCAAAAAUCCAACACUUACCAUAGAUUGUAGUUUCACCAGAGCAUUUGUCAACCAUACGAAUCUUAUAAAGACAUUCUAAACUGAAAGAAAAUAUAUUUGUUUGAAACUUUGAUUACAAGCCAAGCUCAGGAGUUAUUCUCCUGAAAAUAUUUGAAAGAUACCGAGAGCCAAAGGAGGAUAUUUAUACUUUCCAAUGACACUAUCUGAGUUUAACUGAUUCUAUUACAUGGCCUGCUAACUUAGAAAUCGGCACACGCGUUUGUCUGAAGAAGCAAAUUAAUCUCUUCCAAGUGACUGAGAAAGAAUGGAAUAAAUUUCAAAAAUCCAAUAGCAACCACAGGAAUGUUAAAUACCUCUAUUGAUAUUUUGCAUCCGGUAGAAUGAAUGUGUUGUCCUUUCUGUGAAGAAUUUGCUUCUGAAACAUUGAAUCACCAAGGAAUCUGAGAUUUCUUUUUUUUUUUGCACAGCAUUUGCACAGGCACAACCACAACACAUACAACUAGAAAAUAGAUAUUUAUGUUUGUUGAAAACAGUGAGCUAACUGGAUAUUCAAACUCUUCCCCCACACAUGUAGGUGUGUAAUAACCUCAAGGCUAUGCAAUAAACAACAAAGAGAACAUACAGUUCAGUAUUUUACUAAAGUGCUUAUUUAUUUUGUUUUUUUUUUUAAAUUAAAUGUCCAGGUUCUCUUUUGCUUCAAAAACUACUCUCACAUUGAAUUUUCAGCAAAUUUCUUUUUAAUGAGUAUGGUUUUUCAAUAAAGAUGGAUCUUUCAGUGGCUUCCUUGUGCAUUCUACAGUGAGAAUACUGUACAUUUCCAGUACAUUUCCAACUUCAGUUUCUGUUCAUUUCAUAAGAAUGUUCUGACGUACACUAAUGCAAAAAUAGUGUACAGUAAUAAAGUGGAAGAAAAAAAAUCUAACGUUUUUUUUAAUCAACAAAAAAUAUGAAGACUUUAGAAUUUAUUUUGCUGCACUGAUAAGUUAAAGUGCUUUGGGAUUUGCCUCUAUAUAUCAAUAGAAUUAUUUUUUCUAAUUUCUUUAAAAAAUAGCUCAAGCUCAGUCAGGUUUGAUGAAUGGUGUUUGUAAACAACAGUUUAAAUUCUCAACUAAGUUUCACAAAAUUUAAAUUCAACAAACUUUGACCAGUCAAUUCUCACACAUUAAUUGCCUUUGAUCAUAGUUAUCCCAUGUGGUACUGGCAUCACGUUUAAGAAUAUUGUCCUGCAUCAAGCUAACUUCUCUUUCCCACAUUAUGACACAGCCACCGCCAUGUUUCGCUGUAGUAAUGAUACCACCCAAAUUUAACCUUUUGACUUUUAACUAAAAUGCGGUGUGUGAAAAAAAUGGCCCAUUCACAUAUUCUUAAACAGAUCAAACAGAUCAUCACUGUCAAUCGAUUCAUAAAGUAGAUGUAUUCAUAGUGAUGAUCUGUUAAGGAAUAUGUAAGAAGGUUUUGUUUUUUUUCACACAUAGCAUUUUAGUUAAAAGUUAAAAUGUUAAAUUUUGCUGGUAUAACCUAGCUGGAAACAAUCAGAAGGAUAACUUUCUUGCUCCAGCAUGGUUUUUCUUUGCAUUGCUUCAUAAAAAGUGACUUUUAAAGGAUUUGGUUGCACUGGAUUUUUUUUAGAAGCAUUAGA